AUGCCGAGAUGUGGUAUAGGACACCCACGUAAGAGGACGUUGGAAUCUUUGGCGAUAGAGUCGCCAGAGAGGUCUGUUGGGAUUGAGACUGUCAGUCAGGGGCAGACUCCUCAUGGUACUGUGGGCUUGUCGGGCUCUCGGAUCCCAUCGGUUCUUUCUCCGGAGUUACCCACACCUACAGUGUCCAUUGUACCACCAGCAGCACCAUCUACAACAUACUCGGCCCCUCCACCACCAAUUCCUGCAACUAUGUACACGACACCACCACCACUUGUGCCUUCUACGGCGUAUCCGGCACCAGCAACACCAGUUACACCUGUGCCUACUACAUACUCGGCACUCGCACCAGUAGUACCAGUUGCUCCUUGUCCGAUACCACCACCUAUGGUACCUCCAACCGCUCUUGCACAUAUUGACCCUGCAAUGCCACCAGCGGGACCUGCCCGGACUUAUGCAGCAGCACCAGGGGUACCUCCCCCGGCCUAUCCAACGAUGCCACUAGUAGUACCAGUCCAAUGGUUCCACUAG
Molecule: messenger RNA, 528 nt
Organism: Zingiber officinale
Lineage: Eukaryota; Viridiplantae; Streptophyta; Magnoliopsida; Zingiberales; Zingiberaceae
Product: proline-rich receptor-like protein kinase PERK2
Exons: 1
Coding region: 1-528 (175 amino acids)
Source: RefSeq, a predicted model, not a curated record